UCUUUGACUGACUUGUUGCUGUUGUACUUGUCAUUCAGACAUCCCAGGAAUUCAACGCGACUAGGAGGAACAAACUACUUCGGCACAACGAGGACAUUUUUUUUAGUUAAACCCGCGUCCUUGUCGCCGGCAGAGGUCAAGAAAAUAUCGUUUCUUGUAUAAAUUAGCGGGAAAGUGUCGAGAAACGCGCCGGCUGCAUGCAGAUGUGAAGUCAAGACAGUGUCUGUCAUCCUCUGCUGCUGCCCUGGACUGAGUGCCACCCUCUUCAUCCCCUUCACUGUCUUCAUACAUGCUCUUACAUGAAGAGAGGGGAGAAACCCGAAGGAUACAGGCAGAUGAGACCCAAAACGUUUCCCACCAGCAACUACAGCGGCAACAGUCAACAAAUGCUGCAGGAAAUAAGGAACAGCCUUCGCAACUUGUCCAAACCUUCCGACCCUCCGAAAGUGGAAAUAAGCGGACCUGUUAAGAUGCCACCCGAGGACUCGAGGCAACAGGGGCGCUGCAACAACCCCAAAAACCCCCACCACAAGGCUUUACAGGAGAUCCGCAAAUCCCUUUUGCCUUUUAUAAACGAGCCAACUUCAGGCCCCGUCAAACACAUGAUGGAACCCUCUGCUGGAUUUGAGGAGAGUAACACUCGCGGUAUGGGGGCAGUUAUAGACUACAUGGGUAAAGUAACCUACCAGGAAUCGAGGGAACAGAUGGCUGGGCCCAACACUACAGGUCUGAAAGGCCCAGGAGCUCCUCAUAUCCAGCAGGGUGUCCUGAGGAGGCCUAGCUGGAAAGGGUCUAAGGAGUCUUUGGCCCCUCGACAUGGUGCUCACAUGGUGGAUGGGAUGAUGUACCGCUCAGACAGCCCCGGACCACCUCCUGCAUUUCCACAGGGUCAUCCUGCUAACAACCAGAGGGUUAAUCCUCCUCUGCCGCCACAGGUGCGCAGUGUCACACCCCCACCAAACCGAGGAGCAAUGCCUCCUCCACCAUCUUGGGACAGCAACCCAUCAACCAAGCGUUACUCUGGCAACAUGGAUUACCACGUGCCUCGCAUAUCUCCUGUGCCGCAGGGGGCGUGGCCUGAUAGGAUCAGCCCAGUACCUGUCGGCCACCAGCCCAUCAUAAUGCAAAGUUCUGGGGGGAAUAAGUUCACAUUUCCCUCCAGCUGGUCUCAGAACGGCGCCCCUCAGCAGGAGUAUUUAUCGGGGGGCAGCAGACAGCCUCCUCCACCUUACCCAGUCAACCAGAGCAGCCGGCACAGUCCCACUGACCAGCAGAUGCAGGCAGGAGGACCUUCUUCCUCCCCCUCUUAUGUCAACGGGGGAAACAUCCCUCAGUCCAUGUUGGUUCCGAACCGAAACAGUCACAACCUUGACAUGUACAACAUAGGUCCACCUCAGUCCUGGUCCCAGGUUCCCAUGGCCUCCAGUCAUUCCCAGUCUUCCCCUGGCAACAGUAGUAACCAGGAUCUCUCCCCGUCAUGGCAGCACAACAUCCCAGUACGCUCAAACUCCUUUAAUAACCACCAAUUGAGUGGCAGACAGACCCACCCAGCCAGCUCCCAACCCUCAGCCACCACAGUCACCGCCAUCACUCAGGCGCCCAUCCUACAGCCAGUUAAAAGCAUGCGAGUUCAGAAACCUGAGUUACACACCGCUGUCGCUCCCACACACCCCCCAUGGCUGCAGCAGGCUCAACAGCCUCCAGCUGCACCUGCCUACCAAGAACCUCCAGCCCCUGUGCCUCAGAUCCCUGUUGUAGCAGAGGUCCCCAGCUAUCAGGGCCCACCUCCUCCGUACCCUAAGCAUCUCCUCCAGCAGCAGGCCACACCAAGCCCCCCUGCCUACGAUCCAGGGGCCAACAAGCUCAACACAGGCAGAGAGGAGCCAGCCGAGGAAGAGAGCGGAGGCGGUGAAAGCUCCAGAGACAAGACGUCAGAAAGCCCUGAAAGCCUCUCAGCGACGGAGAAGGAGAAUAAGCAAAUUACGACAUCCCCUGUGCCUGUCCGCCGUAACAAGAAAGACGAAGAACGGAGAGGGGAAUCAGGAAGAAUCGCACUCUACUCCCCACAGGCCUUCAAGUUCUUUAUGGAGCAACAUGUGGAGAACAUCCUAAAGAACCAUCAGCAGAGGAUUCGCAGGAGAAAGCAGCUGGAAAGUGAGAUGCAAAGGGUGGGUUUGUCUUCAGAAGCUCAGGAGCAGAUGCGUAUGAUGCUCUGCCAGAAAGAGUCCAACUACAUCCGGCUAAAGCGGGCCAAGAUGGACAAAUCCAUGUUCAAACGAAUCAAGACCCUGGGCAUCGGAGCCUUCGGUGAGGUUUGCCUGGCCAGAAAGGAGGACACAGGAGCUCUGUAUGCCAUGAAAACACUGCGAAAGAAAGACGUGCUGCUCAGGAAUCAAGUGGCCCACGUGAAGGCAGAGAGGGACAUCCUGGCUGAGGCAGACAACGAGUGGGUGGUACGUCUCUACUACUCCUUCCAAAACAAGGACAACCUGUACUUUGUCAUGGAGUACAUACCUGGAGGGGACAUGAUGAGCCUUCUCAUCCGGCUCGGUAUCUUCAAAGAGGAGCUGGCUCAGUUCUACAUCGCAGAGCUCACCUGUGCCGUGGAGAGCGUCCACAAGAUGGGCUUCAUCCACAGAGACAUCAAGCCGGAUAACAUCCUCAUAGACCGAGACGGACACAUAAAGCUGACCGACUUCGGUCUGUGCACGGGAUUCCGCUGGACACAUGACUCCAAGUAUUACCAGAGUGGUGACCAUGUGAGGCAGGACAGCAUGGACUUCAGUAAGGAAUGGGAAGAUCCCACAAACUGCCGCUGUACAGACCGUCUAAAGCCGCUGGAGAGGAGGAAAGCCCGGCAGCACCAGCGCUGUUUAGCACAUUCACUGGUGGGAACGCCUAACUAUAUCGCACCAGAAGUGCUGCUGCGAACAGGAUACACCCAGCUCUGUGAUUGGUGGAGCGUCGGUGUGAUCUUGUAUGAAAUGGUUGUCGGACAGCCUCCCUUCUUAGCGACCACACCCCUGGAGACACAGCUGAAGGUGAUUAACUGGAAAAGCAUGCUGCACAUUCCCCCGCCGGCCAAGCUCACCCCCGAGGCGUCAGAUCUCAUAGUCAAGUUGUGCCGCGGCCCCGAAGACCGCCUCGGCAAGAACGGCGCCGACGAAAUCAAAGCGCAUCCUUUCUUCAGGAGCAUCGACUUCUCCAGCGAUUUGAGGCAGCAGGUGGCGCCGUACAUCCCCACCAUCGCUCACUCCACGGACACCUCCAAUUUCGACCCUGUAGACCCGGACAAACUGUGGAGCAGCGACAGUGACAACGAGGACAGCCUCAACGACACCCUCAACGGCUGGUUCCGCAAUGGAAAACACCCCGAACACGCCUUCUACGAGUUCACCUUCCGCCGCUUCUUUGACGACAACGGGCACCCGUACAGCUGUCCCAAACCCAUCGAGGACGAGGACUUUAACGAGGACGAGGCGGACUCUGAGGGCGCGGUGCAGGAAGCAGCCGGCAGCUCGGCGAAUCAGAGCCGAGACCUGGUCUACGUGUAGCGUCGGAGGCCCACUGAGCUGCUUGUUCAUAGCGGGUUGUUGGAGGGGGUUCGAGUGUGUGUGUGUGUGUGUGUGUGAAGGGGGUUUCAACUGUACAGCAAUUAAAUCCUCAAACAUAGGACAGUAUGUUUUUAGGAACAGUCUGAAAAGCUCUGCAGGACAUCGUUACAUUAACAGACAUUUUGAAUCAUGAGUUAUUUGGCAUUUUGGGAAAACACACAUUUUAGUAUUAUUGGCAAAAAUGAGAAAACAACAGACACUCUCAUAUUUGCACAGAGACUAUAAACGUACAGCCUGUGAGCCUAGUCUAGUAUAACUCUUGUAAUGAACUCAGAUUUUUCAUUUUAAGUAGAUUUAGCCCGACUCUGGUCUUGCAUCAGACUUUAGGGCCUCUUGGAUACAUGUAAGAGGCUUUGAAUGUUCUUGUUUCUCUCUGUUAGAGAAGGAAAACAUGAGCAUCCUCUUCAUACACAGUUAGAAAUCUCACCAUAUUAAAUUUGAUUAUCCAAACUCACUGACAGUCAUCACCUGAGCAGAGCGUUCAUACUAUGAAAUCAGGUGACAAUAACUAGGGCUGGGAAUCUUUCUCAUGAUUCGAAUUGAUUUCGAUUCUUGGGGACACGAUUCCGUUCAGAAUCUAUUUUCGAUUCGAAACUAUUCUGGAUUCAAAGUCUAUUUUUGAAUUGGUACAUACUUCAGGAUCUACUCCAGAGAUCUGAGAGACUGGCUGAAUUUCUUGCUGCUCCAUUUGGAAUUGUACUGAGUUAAAGAGCAAGCCUUAGCACUUAACAGAGAGUGACUGAUUAGCCCAAAAAAAAUAAGUUAUGAAUCGAUUUAAAAUCUCUGAAAAUAUAUAUUUUUUUCCACCUCUGACAAUAACAGUUCAAACGUAUUAACAUUUUUUUUGAUUCAAGAAGAUGUGUAUUAAACAAACAAGGAUACAACAUGUUAAUCAAUGCGCUUCAGAGGUGUUGGUGGUGAAGUUUGCUUCCUUUAGAAAAAGCAAAACUAGCUGUUUCCAGUCUCUCUGCUAAGCGACGCGACCUCUUGUGUACUGUACAGCCAUGAGAUUGGUUUUGAUCUGCUCUCCUGAUUCUGUCCAGGAAAGCAAAUAGGUGUGUUCACUCAAAAUGUUGGAGUAUUACCGGUACUUUAGGAGAUGUGCUGCAGAGUUUCAGAGUGGAAUAAAAUGCUCAUGCUCUCUUUUACCACUUGUUGUAAACCCCCUUAAAGCCUUAAUUUAUUUAAGAGAACGGUACCUGAUGAUGCUGGUAGUAUAGACACUGUAUAGAGUGUGGGAAUUACAUUUAUCGGUUUAAAAAUCUUAAUUUAUAUUUUAAUGUCUGUUGCGAUUGGGGAUAUUUAGUGUUGUGACUCUUAGAAAAUGUGCAGGGAUAUAAAAAAAAAAAAAAAGCUCUAAUUAUUCAAUGCUGUGCCUUUUUUUUGAUCUUUUUGUUUUGUUCAUCUUUCACCAAAUAUCAAGAGGGUUAAUAAUAAUAAGAGUAGCAGUAGCUGAUUGAACUACAGUAGGCUUUUUGUUGUUUUAUUUUUCUAAUUUAUACCUUAAAAUGUAUUUAUAAAUGAAGUUGUAAACAGUUGAUGUAAAUAUUUUUCUCCUCCCUCUCUGCUGAUUUUUAUUUUUAUUUUCUUAGGGCAGGCCCUCGUCGGUGUCCACUGUUGCUGCCUAAUGUUGAUGUGUUGUGUCUCAAGCAUGCAAUACACACACACACACACUAAUUUACACCACUCUGUAGAUUUUAUCAUUUUUAUUAUAACUAAACCAAAGCACUAAAUAGUUGUUUCUUUUUAUUUUUUUACAAAACCAUGAAAACCAUUUUUUUAACUAUCACUUAAUAAAUCAGUAAUGCCUUCCUUCAAGGUGCCUAACCACUUCAUCCUUCACUUUCAACUCAUUUGUUGACUUUGAGGAACACAACAGCUGCCUGUUCAUCCAUGAGUUAUCUCAUGUCUCUGUACUGAUUUAAAAAAUAAAACAUACACAAGCUGGGGGUUUGACUGACGCAGGAGAGGAAACCGCUCUCUAUCACGUAUCAUGAGGAUUUUAGAACAGCUGUACUUUAGUUUGUGUUUGUAGGAAAAGAUCUCUGAAUGUAGUUACAGACUUUAUAUCGGCGACCACUGGCAUCCUGCACUGGUUUUUGUGUUUUCAUUGUAAGAGAGAGAAUUUUUAUUUUUGUGUACACUGUUGGGAAGAGGGUGAGAAAUAAAGAAUGUAAGACACGAA
Labrus mixtus (cuckoo wrasse) is the source of this 5799-nucleotide messenger RNA. It is a transcript of the gene lats1, whose product is annotated as large tumor suppressor kinase 1. NCBI's taxonomy places the organism in Eukaryota, Metazoa, Chordata, Actinopteri, Labriformes, Labridae. The record is from RefSeq and is a predicted model, not a curated record. The coding region runs from base 300 to 3554 and encodes 1084 amino acids. Gene Ontology annotation, molecular function: ATP binding; protein serine/threonine kinase activity. Gene Ontology annotation, biological process: positive regulation of apoptotic process; G1/S transition of mitotic cell cycle; peptidyl-serine phosphorylation. The transcript is spliced from 8 exons.